Molecule: messenger RNA, 1042 nt
Organism: Felis catus (domestic cat)
Lineage: Eukaryota; Metazoa; Chordata; Mammalia; Carnivora; Felidae
Source: the annotation of a RefSeq genome assembly
AUCAACCCCCCUAUCUUUAUUAUUAUUAUAUUAACCGUUAUCUCAGGAACUAUAAUUGUAGUGACAACCUCCCACUGACUUCUAGUCUGAAUUGGCUUUGAAAUGAACCUAUUAGCCAUCAUCCCCAUCCUCAUGAAAAAAUACAACCCACGAGCCAUAGAAGCAGCCACAAAAUAUUUCUUAACACAAGCAGCCGCCUCCAUAAUCCUAAUAAUAUGAAUCAUUAUCAAUCUACUGCACUCGGGACAAUGGACCGUACUAAAAGACCUUAAUCCCAUAGCAUCAAUCAUAAUAACAACCGCUCUAGCAAUAAAACUAGGACUAGCCCCAUUCCACUUCUGAGUACCCGAAGUUACACAAGGAAUUUCUAUAUCAUCAGGCUUAAUUCUACUAACAUGACAAAAAAUUGCACCACUAUCAAUCCUCUACCAAAUCUCAUCCACCAUUAACCCUAACCUAAUCCUAACAAUAUCCAUCUUAUCAGUCAUAAUCGGAGGCUGAGGAGGCCUAAACCAAACACAACUACGAAAAAUCAUAGCAUACUCCUCAAUCGCCCAUAUAGGCUGAAUGACAGCUAUCAUAAUGUACAGCCCCACAAUAAUAAUCUUAAACCUAACUAUCUAUAUCAUUAUAACACUAACCACCUUCAUACUAUUUAUACACAACUCCACCACAACAACAGCAUCCCUAUCACAAACAUGAAAUAAAACCCCUCUAAUCACCUCACUCAUCCUAGUAUUAAUAAUAUCCCUGGGAGGCCUCCCCCCACUCUCCGGAUUUAUCCCAAAAUGAAUAAUCAUCCAAGAAUUGACUAAAAAUGAAUUAAUCAUAAUGCCAACAUUACUAGCCAUAACAGCACUACUCAACCUAUACUUCUACAUACGACUAACAUACACCACCGCACUAACCAUGUUCCCCUCAAACAACAGUAUAAAAAUAAAAUGACGAUUUGAAUGCACAAAAAAAAUAACCUUCCUACCCCCUCUAGUUGUAAUAUCAACCAUACUACUUCCACUCGCACCAAUACUAUCUAUCCUGGAUU